Messenger RNA from Sitodiplosis mosellana (orange wheat blossom midge), 4335 nucleotides. RefSeq names its product uricase (gene Uro). The record is from RefSeq and is a predicted model, not a curated record. The transcript has 4 exons. The coding region runs from base 323 to 1306 and encodes 327 amino acids. Gene Ontology annotation, molecular function: urate oxidase activity. Gene Ontology annotation, cellular component: peroxisome. Gene Ontology annotation, biological process: purine nucleobase catabolic process; urate catabolic process. Lineage: Eukaryota; Metazoa; Arthropoda; Insecta; Diptera; Cecidomyiidae.
GAGCCGCAAAAAGAUUACAUGUAGGGAAAAGAAGUGUGUAGAUCAACGAGUCAUCUCUUCUUAUCAAUCAAAAAUUCAAAUUUAAAAGCGCUUCGCCAGCAUGUGACUUAUUCAGUUGGAAUUGAAUCUGUGUCGUGAACACCCAUUUCAAUUAUAGCUUUUCUUUUGCAAAAUCAAAUAGUCGUAAUAUUCCGUGUGAAAUUUCGAAUUUUUGAAGAAAAAACAACUUUCAAACUAGGAAAAAAAAAAAAAAUCGCGUACUUUGAAAAAUAAAAUUCUGGAAAGUUAAUUUUAAUAGAAAGAAACCAAACUAAAACAAAAAAUGUUUCCAAGAAAAUUAACAAGUGCCUUUGAGCAGUCGCUGAAAUCCUCAAUCUUGAACACGAGGAGCACGGAAUUCGAGAUUAGUGACACAGGCUAUGGCAAAGAUCAUGUAAAAAUUUUACAUGUUCGACGCGAAGGCAACGUUCACCAUAUUAAAGAGUUCGAAGUCAACACGCAUUUAAAACUCUACAGCAAAAAGGAUUACUUGAAUGGUGACAACUCGGACAUUAUUGCGACGGAUUCACAGAAGAACACCGUUUAUCUAUUGGCAAAAAAGUUUGGUGUUAAAUCACCCGAAGAUUUUGCCCUAACAUUAACCAGACAUUUUCUAUCGAAAUAUCGGCAUGUAAAGGAGGCGCACGUACACGUGGAAGAAUAUCCGUGGGAAAGGAUACAAUAUACGAAUGCCCAAAACAAGGAAAAACUACAUAAUCAUGCGUUCCUUUUCACACCAGUUGCCAAUCGCUAUUGCGACGUUAUUCAUCAACGUGAUCUACGCCCCACGAUUAUUAGCGGACUGAAAAACAUGAGAGUAUUGAAAACGACACGCUCCUCCUUUGUGGACUUCGUCGAUGAUGAAUAUCGUUCACUGCCGGACAUGGAGGAUCGCUUAUUUAGUACGAGUGUUAGCUGCUGCUGGGAAUAUUUGAACAUAACGGACAUAAAUUUCGAUGACGUUUGGUCGACGGUGAAAGAAAUCAUUCUGAAAAACUUUGCCGGUGAUCCAGUGGAUGGUGUCCCAUCUCCAAGUGUUCAAAAUACAAUUUACCUCUCACAAAAAGACAUCCUAGCUGCAAUCCAACAGAUUGCUGUUGUCAACAUUGAAAUGCCCAAUAUACACUAUUAUCCAUUCGACAUGAGUAAAUUCCCAAAAGUUAUUCAAGGUGAAAACAAGGAAGUCUAUCAUCCGGUCGAUAAGCCAAACGGCAACAUAUUUUCUCAACUGGCGCGUGUUGACGUCAACCUAAAAUCGAAAUUGUGAAAAUGCUCGUGCGGCUCUUUUUAGGUGUAAUAUUUUACUGGAGAAAAGAAAUGUAGUUUUAAAACAUUUUCAACAAAGAGUUCUAGUAUUAGUCUGAUGAAUCGCGUUUUUCAGUGAAUUAUAAUACUUAAGAAAUAAGUGAGAUAUGUAUUAUUUAAAUUUUAGGAAUAAAACACAAAGCAAAACACAUCUUUAAACUAAGUACUGUCCAUUUGGUGCGGCGUGGAACGUUCUGUUGAUAUGAAAUUUAUUAUAGAGCGCCGAGAAAGUUCGUGAAAAUAUAGCAACAACGACGACGACAUCGGCGAUGUUGACAACAACAACAAAAACAAAAACAACAGCAAUCAAAUUAAAAUAAUUUCCGUUAAAAUGUGCUCAGGCGCACGGUGUAUAAAUUGAGCGAAAGUCAUGGAAUUGAUUUGGAAAUGAAUUUCCCCGCAAAUUGAAAUGUUAAUGGGCCAAGAGUACACGAAGCGUUCAAUUAUUGAAUGUUGGAGACUCCAAUUGCAUUUCAUCUCCAUUUUUCUGCCAACAUAUUGGUUACACAGACAAAAAAACACAAUAUUGCCCAUUGAUUUGUGUAUUUAUUCGUAUACAUGUGAUAAGAUAAAACUGUACUAUUCGUGUUUAUAGGUUUGUGUGGGUUCCAUUGUUCAUUCGACUUCUUUUCUUUUCUCUACGGUCGAGAGGUGUGUGUUCAUUUCAUGCGUUUGCUUUAAAUAAACAAAUUAGCUGUGCGACCGUGCUCCGAGUCAAUAACUUAUUGACUCAAGUAAUUCACUUCUGCUUAUGCUUUCUGUCAAUUUCCCAUUCAUCUAUGCGUGAAUGGAAUGAGUGACUUACUGAUAAAUCACAGCUUCGACAUCAAACUAAAAGAAAUAGCACAGUGAAUAUGAAUUUAAGGUGUGUGUCACUGCACAAAAAACACUUUCUGAUGUCAUCAAUGUCAGUUUCCGAUUGCAUUCCAAAGACUGAAGAAGUGAAAAAUACGCAGCGGUUCACCGUAAAAAGAUAUCCAGAAAAAAUGGGUUACAUGUUCAAACGCACUUUCGAUUUUAUUUUGCUGCUAUUAGUGAUGGUUACGGCCUUCGAUUACGUCUUAAGUCAAAGUGAUUCAUACACGAUUGGAAUUCAUCAGAUCAAAAGUGCAAAUUUUCCGAGGAAAUGGUCUCGAAAUGAGUUGAGCAGUGAUUUUUGUGGUGGCAUUUUUCGCAAUAAGCAAGUCGUAAUUAAAUCACCACGUUAUCCAAACAAAUAUCCCAAGAACGAAAACUGUGAAUAUGUAUUCUACUCACCUUUUGUGUGCACCAACGAGUUUCACAUUCAAUUUUUAGAUUUCCAAAUAGAGUCAUCGCUUAGUUGUUCGAAAGAUAAAGUACUCAUUGGAACUGAUGAAGUUUUGUGCGGGCAAGUUAUUGGAAUUAUGAAGUACAAGGCCAUAAAUGGUACACUUCGAAUUAAAUUCAUAAGUGAUGAAACAAUCGAAAAUAAAGGCUUUGAAUUGCUCGUGACUCGGCUGCCGUGCUCCUUGAAUAAUUCAAUUGAUGAUGGUAGUUUCAGUGAAUCAUCGACACAUUCAGUGAUAAACAUUCCAUCCUCUAAGCCCCAUUUAUUACCCGUGACUCAAAUCUUUCCAGUGCAAAGACAAAAUAAUAAUGUCGUUCCAAUAACAUCAACAUUAGAAAAUGUAGUAGCAAACGCCGAAGUGGAAAGUGUUCCAGAGACCACUAUUGUAAAACCAAUCUGCAGUAGUCAAACACAGCAACAUGCGGCUUGGCCAUCAUCUUCAUUUUAUCCAUCACCACUAGCGCUGCCGGUAGUGUCGCCGCUCCCGAGCUGCUGUACUAACGUAUACAAUCAGCAAAAGUUUUACCUAAUAAGUCCAGGUUUUCCGAACGUACCAUUCCCCAACGAUUGUUUAUUUUUCAUCGAACGAAUCCACCCAAAUAUUUGUCGUCUGCGAAUUGACUUCAAAUAUUUCCUUUUGGGUGACUGGCAACAGCGUCAAUGCACUCACAGUUUUGUGGAAAUUGACGGUCGGCGUUUUUGUGGCUGCAAAAGUGGCACCAUAUACUUCACACAAUGGGGACCAUCGCCAAAACCGAUCCGGUUUGCCAAUACACUACGAUUUGGUGGCAUUCAGGGUUUCAUUUUAGAGAUUACUCAAGAAGCAUGCCCAUACAGAUCGGUGGCAAUUCAAACGUUGCCGGUAAAAAGUCAAUUAGUACACAUGAACGACCCACGGCGAUGUUCACUCAACUACAUCUCUUGGUUGAACCAUAAUACAAAUCAAGAACUUUUGGCUAGAUCGAUUUGCAUUCGAAAUCAUGGUUGAGUUGAAAUGAAUAAAAAACAUCCUAGAAGUAGACUAAUGUCGAAAAUGUAUUUACAACAACUGAUAAUAAAUCUAUGUGGUAUGGUUUUCAUUUGAAUUAUGUAUAAUUUUAAUUUUAUUUUUCUGCUCCCGAUGAAAAGAUUUGGAAUGGUUGAUGUGGUUAAUUGCAAUGUAAAUGUACUUCCCUCGAAAAUAGUGAAUGAUUAUUCCCUUGUUUUUUUUUUACGUCUCAACACAUUUGAAAUGGCUCCAAAUCAUUUGCAACACUAUCCGUCCUAUCGAUUUCAUUUCAAAUUUAUUUUUCGUACAGGUUUUGAGUUGUUCAGUUUUUAUUUGAAUAAAUUUAAAUAGAUUAAUAUUGAUCAAAUGUGCGAUAAAUUUUGAAUAUGAUAAGAUAAAAUUGUUGCCGAAAUCAAUUUCAUUUGCAAUUGAUUUGUUCGGCAUUACAAAUAGUUCAUAUAUAUUUUUUUAACUGCGCGACAAGAAAUUCCUACAGCAAACUUUUUAUAACUGUUUUAAUACAUAUUUUUUUUAGAUAUAUUUUCACAUUGAGUUUAUUUAGUUACAAUUAUUUUAGUUUUGAAAGCUGUAUAGAGUUUGAAUACAUUAGAAUAUUUGUGUUUACUUUUCAAAAACAUUAGUCAAAAUACAAAUGAAACAUAAAUGUUUACAAACAAAAUGAAGUAAAACGAAA